CAGCCCCGCCCCUUAGCGCUGAUUCCUUUUGUCCCGGAAGAGCAGGAGCUGGCAGCCCGGUAGUAGAAGGGCUAUGGCUCUAAGAGCAUGUGGCUUGAUAAUCUACAGGAGGCUACAGGCAGGAUCCCCUUCUAAAGUCGGUGACAACAUCGAGUACCUUCUCCUGCAGACAUCCUAUGGCACGCAUCACUGGACCCCGCCAAAAGGCCAUGUGGAUCCAGGUGAAGAUGACCUGCAGACAGCACUGCGGGAGACACAGGAAGAGGCUGGACUCAAUUCCAGUCAGUUCACCCUCAUUGAAGGGUUUAAGAAGGAACUGCAAUACACUGUCAGAAGCAAACCCAAAACUGUCAUCUACUGGCUGGCAGAAAUGAACGACUGUAACACGGAGAUCAAGCUCUCAGAUGAGCAUCAGGCUUUUCGUUGGCUGAAGCUGGAAGAGGCCUGCAAAUGCGCUGAGUAUAAGGAGAUGCAGGCAGCACUCAGAGCUGUGCAUCAGUUUCUCUGUUCCAAAGCAUAAAUACUUUCAUGGGGGAAAAUGGGGAUUUUUUAAAGAAACCUGGGCUGCUCUUAUAACAAGAAUAAAACGAGGGUUGUGCAGAAAUGUAACAUUUAUACCAACCUGCUGUAUGGGGUUAAGAUACUCUGAGCUUCUGUGGAGCUUUACAUUAUGCUUUUACUCUCCUAGGUUACCCUAGCUCACAUAAAGAAGCAUAGUCUGAUCUAAGCAUUAAUCAGAGAGCUCUGAGAUCAAAUCCCUGCACAGACUAUCCCUCCCCUUCUUGCUUUUAUCAGGUCACUUAUGCCCUGUAUGUCAGAAGUGUUGAGCAGCUGCAGGUCCUAUUGAAAAUCGAAUCCUUGACCUCUCCUGACACCAGAAGGACGGUAUGGAGAAAGGGAGCAUACAGAGAAUUUUAAUAAUAAAAUAUAAUUACAAAAAUUAGAUUCUGAGUUUUGAACAGAAGAGCAGUAGCCAGAACUGCUGGGCUCUAUUCCCAGCUUCACUGACUCCUUCUGGUAACUUGGGCAAGUUGUUUCAUCUUUGCCAACUGUAACAUGAGUUGUAUUUCCUUACCUUGUAUGUUUAAUGUUUGCAAAGUGCUUUGAGAGCCUGGAAUGGAAGUUGUUAGAGAUGAACAAAAUUUAACUGAUAAUUUCCAACCCCCUCUGCUAUUUUUGUUGUUUCUUAUUUUGGUCUUGUGUCUCACACGUUGAAGGUCAGCGGUAUAUUAGACACUCGGUCUUGGUGGUCUAAUGAGUUUAUGCCUACUUUUUGCUGAGGACCUUCUGCUCUAGAAAUCUAAGCUAAUGCUGAAUCUCCAGUAGCUGUAUUAAUAUUCCCUAUGGGUUGCAGUCCCUCGUGGGCAAUGCGGUCACUUGCCGUUGAGCGCGUCUGGCAUUCCAUGCAAUAGCUAGCAGUGCUACGUGCGCAGGAGCUAGAACGUUAGAGGUGAGAGCUAUAAUUAAUUCUUGUCUGUGGGCCUUAUCUCCCAAGGUGCUAAGCCACCGAACGCCUUUAGCUCCCACUAACAUCAGUAGGAACUGAGUGCUCUCAGCUCCUGGUAGGAUUGGGACCAUGUUAUCUCUACAGAAUGAUUUGCACAGAUGAAGCAGGGUAUUGUGCCUUAGCAAGAGAAAUGAUUUCAACUCUCCUGAUAUUUUUUUAAACUCAACUUUAUUAUGAACAACGUUUCAAACCAAAUGUCAGGGAGUAAUGAAUAGCAUGGGGGGGAGGGAGUUAUGUUAGUAACGGGCAGAACAAUAAAAGAGCAAAGUUGUUUUUGUAUUUUUUUAAGAAAAUCAGUAAAGCAAGAGAAAUGACUAAUAA
Molecule: messenger RNA, 1828 nt
Organism: Gopherus flavomarginatus (Mexican gopher tortoise)
Lineage: Eukaryota; Metazoa; Chordata; Testudines; Testudinidae
Gene: NUDT2
Product: nudix hydrolase 2
Exons: 3
Coding region: 74-520 (148 amino acids)
Biological process (GO): AMP biosynthetic process; ATP biosynthetic process
Molecular function (GO): bis(5'-nucleosyl)-tetraphosphatase (asymmetrical) activity
Source: RefSeq, a predicted model, not a curated record